Messenger RNA from Olea europaea var. sylvestris, 2222 nucleotides. RefSeq names its product B3 domain-containing protein Os01g0723500-like. Lineage: Eukaryota; Viridiplantae; Streptophyta; Magnoliopsida; Lamiales; Oleaceae. Bases 253 to 1863 code for a protein of 536 amino acids. The transcript has 7 exons. Gene Ontology annotation, molecular function: DNA binding. The record is from RefSeq and is a predicted model, not a curated record.
CUCUUCUUCGAUAGCAAGGUCCCUUACUUUCACAAUAAUUUCGUUUACGUCCCUUUCAUUUUAUUCAUUAUUUAUUCACUUCGCUACCUAGAUUUCUCUGCUUUUUCCUUCAAAAAUCUUUUCUAUACUACUUUCUCGCAAAAAUCCCAAAUCUCAAAUAUGAUUCACAGCAAAAUGUUGAUCAUCAAAUUUUCUUGGUUUUUCCUAUUACCCAUAAACAGUUGAGAGAAAUAGAAAAAGAGAAAGAAAAAGAUGUUGGAUAUGAGAAGACCUCACUUUAUUUUGGGUUUUGACCCUUCUUUAUGCUGCGAAAAACUGAAUAUUCCCUUCAGUUUCAUAAAGCAUGUUGAAGGAAGCGGGUCAGGAACAGCUUUGUUAGUAGGUCCUAGUGGUAACACCUGGUAUGCAGACAUCGUUUUGCUUGGUGAUAGGUUAUUCUUUCAAGAUGGAUGGGCAGCUUUUGUUAGAGAUCACUUUCUUGAACAAGGUGAUACUCUUGUUUUCAGAUAUGAUGGUGAUUUGCAUUUUACAGUGCAAAUUUUCGAUAGGAGUUUAUGCGAGAAGGAAUCUGCAUUUAGUGCUGCAAGCAGUCAAGAUUUAAGCAACUAUGUUAGUCAUGAAGCGAAAAAAAGAGACAGGGAAAGCUCUGGUUACUUAGAUAGCAUCAUGGAAGGCGUUCCGAAGAAAAUACGAAGUUCUAAAAUGCAUUCUGAAUGCUUGACUAAAAAUCCGGAAAAUUGUAUAUGUGGUAUAGACGAGGAAGAGUGCCUGAAAGAAGCUGAUAGCAACAGUAAAUUAAAGAAUUUUGUAACUGUUGCUGUACCAUCUCAUGCCGAGGUUUUCAAUAAGAUUUCAGCAGAUCGACCAAUUACUAAUAGGACCACCAAGCUAGACGUGCUGUUAUCAGCAUCAGAAGCAGAAAGAGUAGUGCAAUCUUUCACUUCAUCUUUCCCCAAUUUUACAAAGGUCAUGAAAAGAUUCAACGUUAGUGGUUCGUACACUCUGAAUGUCCCAUAUCAGUUUGCAAUGGAACAUCUUCCCAAAUGCAAAGUUAAGAUUUUGCUUCGUAAUUUAAAAGGAGAAAGUUGGACAGUAAAUUCAAUCCCCACCACAAAAGUCCAUACUUCACAUACUUUCUGUGGAGGAUGGUUGGGCUUUGUUCGUGAUAAUACUAUUGAUUUGGGAGAUAUUUGCAUCUUUGAGCUUGUGCGCAAGUAUGAGCUGCAAGUGCGAAUUCUGCAUGUGGGAAAGGAACGGAUAGAUGGGAAUGUUGGUGAAGCAUUUCAUAACAGGAACAUUAAUGGUUCUGCUGGCACAUCAAAUAAAAUAUCGAGACGUAAAUCAAAGAAAAUAAGUGGACUUGCUAAUAGUAAGAGGGGAUCUUCUCUCUCCUCACAUACUUGCAUAGGAGAAUCAGAUAUCCAGAAAAAAUUUGGCUCCUUGAGCAAACAGGGUCCUUAUGCUAAAGGAUGUAUGUCAAUGAAGUCUGCACCUGAAGAAAAAAUAGCUGUUGAGUCUUUUGUCUCCAAUUUGCCUCAUUUCGUGAAAAGUAUGAAGAAGUUCAACGUUAGUGGUUCUUAUACUCUGAAAGUUCCCUAUCAGUUUUCGAUGGAUCACCUGCCAAACUGCAGAACGGAGAUUGUCCUUCAUAAUUUGAAAGGAGAAUGUUGGACUGUAAAUUCUAUCCCUACUAUGAAGGUGCAGACAUUGCAUACUUUCUGUGGAGGGUGGAUGGCGUUCGUUCGUGAUAAUGAUAUCCAGAUGGGAGAUAUCUGCAUAUUUGAGCUUAUUGGCAAAUGUGAAAUGCGUGUUCACAUAUCCGGUAUUGGGAAGAAAGCUGUAGACUAUCAAAACGGGACAUGAAAUGCGGAGGGAAGUUGAUCUUUACCUGAAGUACCAUGUGAUGUUUAUUGGCGGGCUGCAGUUUCUUCUGGAUGGUUGAAAUAGGAACAUUUUCUAGCUGCUCGUCUCUUCGUGUAUAUAAUGGAACAAUUAGUAGAAAGGAAGAGAUAAAGCUGCUUUUUGGGUUGGAAAAACAUCCUCGGUAUGUUUUAGAUUUAUGUUACAUGUUGAGUUUUAUGCUAUAACUUCUGGUGGAAUUCAGUAUUUAGAAGCAUGAAAUGCCUGUGCCAGUGUAGAUGAUCAAAUUGGAACUCGGUGACUGUUAACCAGUAAAAACUAGCUGAAAGAGACGUGAAAAUUGUGCAUAACUUGUUUUUCAA